Molecule: messenger RNA, 966 nt
Organism: Naegleria gruberi
Lineage: Eukaryota; Heterolobosea; Eutetramitea; Acrasida; Naegleriidae
Exons: 1
Coding region: 1-966 (321 amino acids)
Molecular function (GO): protein binding
Source: RefSeq, a predicted model, not a curated record
AUGCCCACAAAAAUUAUUCUCAUCGAUUUUCAAAGUCAUCACCAUGAUGAAUCGACAAAUACAAAUAAUUAUUCUUCUGAAUUUAAUUUGCAACAAAUGUUACGGAAUGAAAUGAUGAAGAAAUCACAAGAACGAACAAAUUUGCUCUAUUCAAAAUUAAUGAUUUUAAAGCAGAUUAGACACUCGAAUGUUCCAUUUGUUCCGAGUAGAAAACCAUUCGAUUUUGGUUUGGAUAGAGAUGUUGCCCUUGCUGUGGUCAGUAAACAUGGAAGUGAUGCAUUGAAAAUUAUUCAUGAAACGUUGAGAAAUGAUAGGGAGAUUAUUUUGAAAGCCGUUUCGAAGGAUGAUUUUAUGAAUAGUGGAUAUAUUGGAAAGACAUUGAGAAGAGAUCGAAAAUUUGUCAAGGAAUUAGUUCAGGAAAAUUGGAUCUUGUUAAAAGAUAUGGAUUUGGACAUUAGGGAAGAUGAGGAAAUUUGUAGGGCUGCUCUGAAACGAAAUCCAAGAGCUAUCAGAUAUGUUCACAAUCAAGAUUUAUUGAAUAAUAGAGAAUUCAUGUUGGAAAUUGUGAAACAGUAUGGUUUAUCAUUGGAAUAUAUUGGAAAAUCACUCAAGAAUGAUAGAGAAAUUAAUUUAACUGCCCUGAAUCAAAAUCCUAAUGCAUUUCGAUUUGUGGGACAAGACUUGUUAUAUGAUAAGAAAAUUUCCAUAUUUUCCACAAAGGCCAGCUCUAUGGAAUUGCACAUUAAAUCAAUGGCUGGAAGAGAUUUGAAAGUUUAUGUGAAUCCAGAAGAUAGUUUCAGAAUGAUUCGUCUCCAGGUAGUAGAGGCAUGGGGAAAUUUGGAUGGUGUCAGAAUUGUUCACAAGUCAAAACCAAUUCCAGAGGAAGAUGAUGAAAAAACAUUGAAAGAAUUGGAGAUUAACAGCGAUUCUAAAUUGACCAUGAUAUUUAGAUUGCGUGGAGGGUAA